GGGGACGGACUGACUGACAAUACCGGUAAGAUCACAGGUGACCUGAGAAUUAAUCUUAAGGAGGAAUGACCCAGCUCAUGCAAGAAAUACAGCCGCUAUUGAUAAAGCAAUUUCCAACAGCGGGAGAUGCGGUGCCGACUGUGGCUUAAGCAUAAUCUUCCCUGCUAUGGUCUACUUCCCUCCCAGUACCUAUCUUAUCAGCAGUCCAAUCAUACAGUACUAUAAUACCCAAUUUCUUGGUGAUCCCACCAAUUAUCCAACGAUUCCCGCAGCUGCCAGUUUUGUCGGUCUAGGGGUGAUCACAUCUGAUGUCUAUGUUGGAGACCAACAGGAAUGGUAAGAUUCUGAAAUAGA
Molecule: messenger RNA, 354 nt
Organism: Aspergillus novofumigatus IBT 16806
Lineage: Eukaryota; Fungi; Ascomycota; Eurotiomycetes; Eurotiales; Aspergillaceae
Exons: 2
Coding region: 167-340 (57 amino acids)
Source: RefSeq, a predicted model, not a curated record